AUGAAACGUUACAGAUAUGGCAGGAGAUCUCAUAAUGAUUCUAAAACAAACACCACCACAGAAAAUAAAACAAAAAGGCAGAAUCUGAGAUCACUUUCUCAAAAAUUUACAUCUGAAUCUAAAAGGUCUGAAUCAAACAAUGUUUUGAAGAAUCAAAUGUUAGAACUUCCGUGGUUCCAAAAAUAUGAACCCCAGAGUUUGUCUGAAGUUGCUAUACAUAAAAGAAAGCUGAAUGACGUAAAGGAACAUCUUGAUGAUAUGCUUUCGAAUUCUGUGGAUACUAGAAUUCUUUUGUUAACAGGACCUAGUGGAUGCUCCAAAAGUACUAUUAUCAAAGAAUUAUCACAUCUGUUGAUACCAAAAUAUAGAGAUGAUAGCCGUAAACUCCUCACAUUAAAGUCAGAUAACAUGGAAAAUGUAGAUUAUGUGGAAUAUAUAAGUGAUCAAUCUAUAAAUGGUCUCAAUCAGAUGGGUAGUUUCCGCGAGUUUUUGAAUAAUUGUAAAUAUAGGGUUUCAGGGAACCUUUCAUUGAUUCUAGUGGAAGAUUUUCCAAAUGUUUUCCAUGAUGAAACUAGAACUAUUUUCCAGAAAUCCUUAAUGGAAUGGCUAUAUUGUGAUGAUGAUCGAUUACCACCUUUGGUUUUAUCAUUAAGCGAAUGUGAAAUUGAUAAUGAUAAUCCAAACAAAAAUUCGUUUAGUGUUGAUAAUAUGUAUACAGCAGAGACCAUAAUUGGUAGAAAACUUUUGAAUGAUCCAAGAGUUAAACGUAUAAAAUUUAAUCCAAUUAGUAUGACAUUAACUAAAAAGGCACUAAAUAAUAUUGUAAAUAGUGAGAAAGUAUUACUUCAACAAAAUGGUAAGUGGAAACAACGGACUUCAUUUAUUAAUAAUAUAUCUCAAAAUUGCGGUGAUAUUAGAUCAUCAAUUUGUGCAUUAGAAUUCUGGGCCACGUCAAAGGGAGAUUUAGAAUUAGCCACAAGAAAGCAGCCUACAUCGUACUUCCAUGCUGUGGGUAAAAUUAUAUAUGGAUCUAAAGACAUUAUAGAUGAUAAUGAGAUGAUUAAUAAUCUCCUUUCUUCUACCUCGGGAAUAGUGAGUAACUCUAAUUUUAAACUUGGUUUAUUAGAAAAUUACGAAUCAUUUAAUCAAGGUCAAUUUGAUAUUGAAUCUGCUUAUAAGAUAACAGAUGCCCUUAGUCAAAGUGAUAAUAACAUUAAAGUAACAGAGUCAUUGGAAUAUGCAACCAGAAAAGUACGUUCAAUCUUCCAUGAUUUAAAAUUGAAACAUUCUAAUGGUAGUUCCCAACAACAACAUCAUCAUGGGCGGGCGAAUUUCCCAAUUGAGUCGAAAAUUAAUAGGAUGAAGAAUUCGUUCGAUGUACAAAGUGAUGAAUAUUUUUAUAUUCAACUCUAUAAAUAUUCUACUGUACCUUUAAACAGAGAUAUUAUCCUGUCGUAUGGUUAUUAUGGUCCAUUAAUCAGAAAACAAUUAUUAUACAAAAAGAAAUCUUUGGAACAUUAUGUUAAUACAUUACCCAUGGAAUCACAACUCCAAAUACGUCAAGGUAAAAAAGAUAUAUUUGAUGUUGAUGAUGGCAUAGAUAUAGUAGAACGUCUUGGUGGACCGUUGAAUCAGUCAGAAGCAGAUCGUAGUAUGAUUAGUACAAACGAUUCUGAAAAGGAAGAAAAUAAAUCAUUAGAAAAGUUACAACAGGAGAAAAGACGUAAAAUUAGGAGGUUAAUGAAUGCAGAUGCACAACAAUCAAGUAUACAUUUUCCAAAGAUGCAAUUAGAUGAUGAAGAUAAGGCUAUGCUUGAAGAUAUUAUAGUCAAUAGUGAUAAUGAUGAUAUUGAUAAUGAUAUUGACAAUGAUUUUGAUGAUUCCAUAUAUGAAAUGUUAUCUCAACGCGCACCUAUUAAGAGAUCGCCUAGCAAACAUACCAGUGAUAUUAUCAGUGAAUCUUUAUCAGAUUCUGACCUAGAAAUGUUAUAA
Maudiozyma saulgeensis is the source of this 1992-nucleotide messenger RNA. The record is from the annotation of a GenBank genome assembly. NCBI's taxonomy places the organism in Eukaryota, Fungi, Ascomycota, Saccharomycetes, Saccharomycetales, Saccharomycetaceae.